Messenger RNA from Engraulis encrasicolus (European anchovy), 5806 nucleotides. RefSeq names its product UDP-glucuronosyltransferase-like. Gene Ontology annotation, molecular function: UDP-glycosyltransferase activity. Bases 2836 to 4431 code for a protein of 531 amino acids. The record is from RefSeq and is a predicted model, not a curated record. Lineage: Eukaryota; Metazoa; Chordata; Actinopteri; Clupeiformes; Engraulidae. The transcript is spliced from 5 exons.
AUUCACAGAACGUAUUUGGUCAGGUAUUGCACUAUGACGUUGCUAUCACGUUGCUAUCACAACCGGUGCCGAUCCUACAAUGACCCGCGCCCUGGACGACACACCCUCCAGCGGCCCGCCCUCCGCAAAAAAGAUUGCAAAAUAGGCAAACAAAAAAACCCAGGCUAUAAUUACUGAUAAAACUGCUGUUAUCACAUUAUUGCUGCAAUAGAGUGGUAAUAGCACAUAAAUAAAAUGUUAAUAGGGAUAAUUGGGGAUAUUUGCGAUGACGUCGGGGGUGGGGUUUCGCUAUGGUGCCGGGCAAUUGCCUACUUGGCCCAACCCAUCAAACCGCUAGCCUGAUUAUCAUCGACUUUCAAAUCUCUUCGAGACUUGGUCUGACAAAGAGCAUAACAAUGACCAUUUCCCCAACGGAAUGGUUGACCCACCUCCCUUGGUUUGCUAAUGGCUGUUUGCUUCCUGACAAAGUGGGAGGAGUUCCCAUUUUUUCAGAAAGUACUUGCAUUGCUCUUGACCUGGCUAUCGGACCGCCCCCCUGAUGACAGCUACAAAAUUCUUCUGGCCUUGUAGUCCAGGAAAGAUGUCAUUCUUGUCUUUUCUGAGUUCUCAGAGGGCGGCCUUAACCAACUAGUAUGAAAUGCUUCUGUAUGCUAGAAGCCGCAACCAGUCUGACAACUCUUUCCUCUAAGGUAGCUACCAGAAGGCCCCAUGACAGAGCUAGUAUGUGUUUCAAGUAUUGUGUUCAGGUCUGCCUUUCACACCACACCGAUGGUCUACAGGGAUGCAGAAGUGGGGUGCUCCGGGUGCUUGAGAGGACUCCCAGACCCUCCGCCCAUCAUAGCACACCCUGGUCAAAAUGACUUCCUGUGUCCCUGAUGGUCUACAUGUGAAUGAGUUCAUGACAUUCAUUUCCGUAACACUGCUCCACUGCAGAAAGAACAUUGUGCUGUUGUGCUAUUGUGUUUGUGCUAUUGUUUUCAAAGGGACACCUCUUACAGGUCUCAUCUCUCACACCUCGCAUAGAACAACAUGUUUGAGCUCUAUUUCCUAAUUGCAUCGUGGAUUAUAGUCGUCUCCUGCAAUCACCACCCGUUGUUGGUGUGGAAGGAUUUGUGUUUUCAUACGUUCCAUAACUUUUCCACACAGAAAGUGGACAAAAACACUUCCGUGCCGCCCCCGCAUGAUGUGCAACAAAAAUGAAAUUUCUUCAUCCAUGUAUCCCAUAAUUUCUGAUGGCCACUGUAAUCCAAAGUGAGAGAAUGUGUCUCCAUUUUGAAAAAGAAUGUUGUAAUGGAAAUUUCUCAAAAAUACCCCAAAUCCCAUGACAAAAUACCACCAAAUCUCUGUGAAACUUUCCAAUUAAUCUAGCUCCUUCAGCCUAGCUCCUUCACCCUAACCCUAACCCUUAAUUUGAAAAUAGCAAAUAUACUGUAUGUAUUUGAAAGGACAAUUCCUCCAGUAUAUUUUCUCCCUCAAUUGAAACAUGACAUCACCUUGAAUUUAGGGAACUACAUGUACAUGUGGGAUGCCCUCACAAGCCAAACUGUUGAAACCACCAAAAUAUUUUUUUUAAAUACUGCAUACUAAUUGUGGAUUUGCAUAGAAAUAGUUUCAUAAUGAUGCAUUCCACAUUAACAGUGACAACAUUUUGACGAACACACAGUGCCAAAAAUCUGGGGAAAGCCAUGUGAAUGAAGAAGAAAGGAUCAGGUCAAGUUGUAGUGACAAUGUAUCUGUGCCCCUAGAUUAUCAACAAAAGACAUGUCAGACAGGAAACUCUAAUCAAGUCUAAGUGAAAUUAAUUGAAUGAUCAGGUUAGUAUGCUUGGUCAUAGCAGCUUUGAUCUGCUCGAGAAGCCGCUGAAAAUAUAAACUGUGUAACAAUUAAGAGCGAUCCUUAAAUAAGGGUGGUUGACGUUUGAGCCGUAACACACUUAAAGCAGGUAACAUAUUCCAAUUCCUGAAAAAAUGGGUGGAAAAUUGAAAAAAAAGAGAAAAAAUGGGGAUGUCAGUGAUCCGUGGAAUUUCGCCUAAUUUUUGGGAAAUGAGUCCUGCGGUGUGACAUCAUUGGUGUGACAUAUGUGUAAGAUACAAAAUAAUGAUUAAUAUUCUGCACAAAGUAGACACACCCUCCUUAGGUAAACUCCUGAGUCUCAGUGAACCUGCUCAGAGCCAUUUACGUCUUCUCAUUCAGCAACAGUCACCCAUUAUUCCGAUUUAUCUACAGUAGGCUGCAGACAUGUCAGUGAGAAGUACUUUGACUGGCCUGCUGGUUGUUUUCCUAAGCCUGGGCCCUGCUCAGAGUUGGAAAUUGUUGGUGAACCCUGGAGAUGUGAGUUGCGCUGGGGAGGAGGAGGGAGCAAGAGAACGCUGCUAUGGUGCCAGAGAUUAUGCAAUCUGCCCUGCCGACCAUGUACACAUUAAUCUAGCACAGCAUGAGGGGGCAUGCAGAAUACUCGUACAGUAAAGACAAAACAUUAUACUUCAUUUUGGAGUCAAAUUCUGUUCUCUGUGGAAUCACUGUGGGAUGAUGAAUCUAAAGUAAGAGACAAAGGUCAACUCCCUGAAUAGUGCAGACACUGUGUGGAAUCUGAGGUUUGCAAAGCAGCUGCAGACAGCAGUGUUUACAUUGGACUGCCGCUGGAGACUGCAGUGCCUAGACCCGCCUCUCCUUUUGUUUGUGAAUGAUUAACUAUGAAGUAGUCACACCCUCUUUGGGUAGACACACCCUCUUUGGGUAAACUCCUGAGUCACCGUGGCUGAUCAAAGCCAGAUACAGUACUUCUUCUCCCCAUUCAGCAACAGUCACACAUUAUUUCCACAGCAAGCUGCAGACAUGUUAGUGAGGAGUGCUUUCACUGGGCUGCUGGUUGCUCUGCUGUGCCUGGUGGGCUCUGCUCAGGGUGGUAAAUUGUUGGUGAUCCCUGGAGAUGGGAGUCCCUGGACAGUCAUGAAGCCCCUGGUGGAGGAACUGGGCAGGAGAGGCAACCAGGUGGUGGUGGUCAUCCCAGAGGCCAGCCUUAGCAUGGGCCCCUCAGACCACACCACCACCAUCACCUUUCCAGUGCCAUACACUAGGGAGAGCCUGAUAAAAGACCUUGACCUAGAUCUGGACUUUUUUUUGGACACUGAUGUGUCAUCUACUCCAGCCAAGAUGGUAAAUCACUGGAUGGGCAUGGUGAUGCUGAGCAAUUUCAACAUGAGGACCUGCAAGAGCAUGCUGUACAACAAGGAGUUGAUGCAGACCCUACGAGAUUAUGACUUUGACGCUGUCCUCACCGACCCGUUCUGGCCUUUAGGAGUCAUUGCUGCGGCUUAUCUGGACUUGCCCACUGUCUACUUGUACUUUUAUCUCCCUUGUCCUCUUGAUAUCAUAUCCACACGUUGCCCAAGCCCUGUGUCCUACAUGCCUCUGCGCAACACACAUUUCAGCCAUCACAUGAGCUUCUGGGAGAGGGCCAUCAACCUGUUGUGGUCCUUCUGGCUAUCACCGGCUGGCUGCAGUCGCUUAUACCUUUAUGCAGAUGAGAUGGCUUCAGACUUCUUGCAGAGAAAGACUUCCAUUGUGGAGCUAGCAAGCAAUGCAGCACUGUGGCUUAUGCGAGCCGAUUUCACCUUUGAGUUUCCCAGACCUCUACUGCCCAAUAUGAUCAUGAUCGGGAAGAUUAAAGCUGGAGAGCCAAAACCCUUACCACAAGAGGUGGAGGAGUUUGUGAGUGGCUCUGGUGAAGCUGGCUUUGUGAUCUUCACGCUGGGAUCCAUGGUGUCUCAGAUGCCAGAGAAAAAGGCCCACGAGUUCUUUGAGGCCUUCAGACAAAUUCCACAGAGGGUUGUAUGGAGGUACACAGGACCCGUCCCUGAGAAUGCCCCGAAAAAUGUCAAACUCAUGAAGUGGUUGCCUCAAAAUGAUCUUUUAGGUCAUCCAAAGGUCAGGGCUUUCAUUACUCACGGAGGAUCCCACGGUAUCUAUGAGGGCAUAUGCCAUGGGGUGCCAAUGGUGAUGCUACCAUUGUUCGGUGACCAACCCGACAACGCCCAACGCAUGGUGUCACGUGGAGUUGCAGAGGCUUUGAGCAUCACCGACGUCACCUCAGAAAAGCUCUUGACAGCUCUUAACAAAGUCAUCAACGACAAGAGCUACAAGGAAAAAAUGGAGAAGCUUUCAGCCGUGCACAACGACCGUCCCAUCGAGCCCCUGGACCUGGCCGUCUUCUGGACCGAGUUUGUGAUGAGGCACAAGGGGGCGGAGCACCUGCGGCCCGCCGCUCACGAGCUCAACUGGGUCCAGUACCACAGCCUGGACGUCAUGGCCUUCCUCCUCGCCAUCGCACUGACUUUCCUUCUCGCCACCUUGAAAUGCUGUGCGUUCUGUUUUAAGAAGUGCACAAGGAAGACGGAGGACAAAAAGAACACUAAACAAAAGAAGCAGUAAAAGCAAUUAGAUCAUGGGAGGAGCCUGGCUGUGGGUUUUAUUUGGGCGGGUGAUGGGAGUAAUUAACAUUGGUAGGGGAGACAGACUGAUGUGCAAGGAAAAAAAACUAUUGUACUUCCAAAUUAUGUCAUUAUUGUAAAAUGUUUUUUUUCUAUCAUGCUUAGAUAAAUGACUCUUAAUAUCCUAUUCAGAUAACACUACAGCAUGUUUGAACUACACACCUUAAAUUUUUACACAGUCAAGGAAAACUUGAAUUUGUUUAAACAAGGGGAAAAGGAAAGAUGAUUGAAAGGCUGCAUAAGUCAUUUAGUAUUGGAAUCUAUGGGAAGCUCACAGCUGCCUCUGCUUGAGUUGGGGACCACUGUAUGACAGUGGCAAUUGGAGACAUUUGAGCCUAGCUGUGACCAUAUGCCUAUAAUGUGGGGGCAAUUCUGGAUAUCAGUUAAUGUUGUGCUUUAAAGUCAUACAAAUCAACAUUCAUUUUACUACAGUGGGUAAUGGUAACUGUAACCCUGCAUUAAGUUUCGUUUCAAUAACCAAGCCAGUAAACAUACAUUAUGUUACGUAACAGUACAUCAUAUUACUGCAUUAUCGAGUACAUCAACCUCUUGUUAAAGGAAGCUAUCUGAGUUUCAGCAAGGUUAAAUCCUGCCACAUAGCCUACCUGUUUCAGCCAUUCCACUCCUCCAUCCGAUCCUGAGUAAGUGAGCUAAGCAGUAAAAUCACCUGUGUCCACCACAACUCAGUCAAAAUGAGUACACGACGUACAUAGCUAGCCUAGUAAUCCAUCGCCACCUGCUGGACACCGAAAUUACACAUCCAGUCUCACAUUUAGGCUGGUUUAUCAGGCUAGUUACAUAGCAAGACUUUUUCUGAAGUUUGUCCUCCUCUACUUGUUUAUUUACACGCAGCUAACAGUCAUCAGUGUCAGAUCUGUCUCCACAGUGGAUUGUUUAAAUUAGUUUUACAGUAUUUUUGACAUUUUAAUGUUAUCAAAUGUCUUUUAUACUAAAAUGUAAAGAACCGUCAUUUAAAAUAAAGUGAUUUAUGUCAUUGUUAUAGUAAUGACUGAAUAUGAGACCAAGAGAGGUGAUUUAAGGUGCUAUAAAUCCAUGGAAACGUUUGGUUUGUGUAUGAUUUGGAUCGAAUAAGCCUAGAUCUAACGCUGAGAUUACUUUUACACUCAUGCACUGCAGUGCACACAGGCCUUCUGCCUCUCUUGGUGUGACAGAAUGUUGAAAGAAAAAGACUCACCACUGACCAAUGUAUUGGUGGGUUUUUGUGUAUAUGUGCAUAGUCAAGUAAGGGUUGCACCUGUUCAUCCCUUUAGCACUUGACAAUGUUUCUCAUGCAUCAAUAAAUGUUGUUUGUGUUA